AUGAUCAACGACUACCCUUGGUUACCUGGGCCUGCUGGUGUGGUGGCUGCCAUCUCCAAGAUGGCGGCGUCGCCCCUCGAGCGGGUGAACCUGUUGCUGCAGGUACAGGCCUGGUCUGAGCAGAGCCGGGCGGACCCUUGCUACCAGGGCACGGUGAACUGCUUUAGUGCUGCAUCCCCAGGGGACAAGUUGGGGGCCCUGGGCUGCGCCCCCCUCCCUGUGCCAAGCCCUCUCCCAAACCCUGUUAAAACAAAAGCUUUUAGAAACUUCUUUGGAGCGAUGGUGAUGGAGCAUCCAUCAUGGGCCAGGGCAUUCAAAGGGGUACGGAUACUGGCGGAGGAGGUGAGUUUUUGGUGUGGCAAUUUGGCAAAUACUAUACAGUAUUUCCUAACACGGGCUCUAAACUUUGCUUUUAAGGACAAAUAUAAUAUUUUCAUGUCCAAAGUGGAUAAAGAAAAACAGUACUGGAAAUGGUUUUUGGCAAACCCAGCUUCUGGCGGAGCAGCAGGAGCACCAUCCAUCUGUGUAGCGUACCUAGGCUUCGCACGAGCUCAUUUAGCUGCUGAUACUGGGAAAGGUAGUGAAGAGCAACAGUUCCAGGGACUUGGUGACUGUAUUAUUGAAAUUGCAGAGACAGAUGGACUUCCUGGCCUCUGCCAGGGUUUUGGUGUUCCAGUACAGGGAAUCAUUAUAUACCGAGCCUCCUAUUUUGGAUGUUAUGGCACCGUUAAGGGGUUACUGCCAAAUCCAAAGCAAACUCUAUUCAUUCUUUCCUUUUUCAUUGCUCAGGUUGUGACUACUUGCUCAGGAAUGCUGUCGUAUCCUUUUGACGCUGUCAGGAGAUGCGUGAUGAUGUGGGUACAGUCUAGCUUGCAAUCCUUUUCUGAAAAAUUACUUACUAGAUUUUUGAAGUUUGAUGUGCUAAUUGAAGCGCUGUAUAGCCUUACAGCAGACUGGGCAAUCAGCAUGACACUGAAACACGCAAGACUUUUACGAAAUACUUUCAAGAGUUUGGCUUAUCCUGCUUACGAUCUCAUCUCCAACUUGCAACUUACUCUUGACAAAGCAAAUAAAAAGUCCAUUGGCACUUUUCUUGUUGCUAUCGUGAACAUCUACGCACGUCUGCGUGCCUGA
Egretta garzetta (little egret) is the source of this 1134-nucleotide messenger RNA. It is a transcript of the gene SLC25A31, whose product is annotated as solute carrier family 25 member 31. Gene Ontology annotation, biological process: mitochondrial ADP transmembrane transport; mitochondrial ATP transmembrane transport. Gene Ontology annotation, cellular component: mitochondrial inner membrane. The record is from RefSeq and is a predicted model, not a curated record. Lineage: Eukaryota; Metazoa; Chordata; Aves; Pelecaniformes; Ardeidae. Gene Ontology annotation, molecular function: ATP:ADP antiporter activity.